AUGGGCAAAGGGGACUUUGGAAUGAUACCGGUACAUCCUCAAGUCCUCGCUCAACAUGGCCAUGUGCAAUCGUCCAUAGGGCCCGCGAAUCACGGCCAGCCUAGCAGGGUGUCCACUGCCAAGUUUCAUCGCAUUCAUGCCAAGAUUUCUGGCAUCAACGGUUUCCUGCUGCUCUCCUUGGCACUGCGAUGGACGACACCCUGCCACCAGGAUCCUUCUAGCUCUGACGGGCCACUGCGGGUCUCAAAUGCUCUUCGGCGGCACCGAGUGACUUGCCGUCACCAGGAGAGUGGCCCGUUUGUUAAAUUACAGCGCGCCUUCAGGGCUGGCUGGCCCGGCACUCAGGUUCCCAACAAGCUCGCUCCUUGUCAUGACCUAAUGCAACUAUUCCAGUACGACGUCACCCGUGCAAUGUGUAGCGCACCAUCGGCUGAAUUUGGUCGUUGCUAG
This is a messenger RNA of Ilyonectria robusta, 450 nucleotides long. RefSeq lists its product as uncharacterized. The transcript is spliced from 2 exons. The coding region runs from base 1 to 450 and encodes 149 amino acids. The record is from RefSeq and is a predicted model, not a curated record. Lineage: Eukaryota; Fungi; Ascomycota; Sordariomycetes; Hypocreales; Nectriaceae.